This is a messenger RNA of Zonotrichia albicollis (white-throated sparrow), 2743 nucleotides long. NCBI's taxonomy places the organism in Eukaryota, Metazoa, Chordata, Aves, Passeriformes, Passerellidae. The record is from RefSeq and is a predicted model, not a curated record.
GCUUCAAGAAGGAAACAAAAAACAUUCUACAGACAAAUCAAAGCAGAGUCAUCCACAGGAGACAAUGGAAGUGACCCUGAAAACAGAAGUGGAAGCUGGAGCUAGUGGUUUUAGUGUGAAAGGUGGAGGAAAUGAAGGAAUAUUUAUUAAAAAAGUACUUAAGGAAUCUCCUGCUUCAAAAAUAUUUAGUCUUAAAGAAGGUGAUCAGCUUCUAAGUGCUACAAUAUUUUUCGAUAACAUCAAAUAUGAAGAUGCACUCAAGAUUCUCCAAUAUUCCGAGCCUUACAGAGUCCAAUUCAGUCUCAAAAGAAAAAUUUCUGUGCACGAAGAUCUGGAACACUCUACAGCCCAGCACAAAAAGGAAAGGAUAGGCCAGGAAAAUGAGCUCAGUGAGAGUAUUCUUGAAGAAACACUGCAAGUUUCAGGAAAAUCCAUUUCAGAAGAAGACAGGGAAACAUUAAUUGUAAGCCAAAGAGUAGGAAGAAGUAAGAGACCUAAAAAAGAUAGAUUAUCAUGGCCAAAAUUUCAGUCAAUCAAAAAUAAAAAGAUAUUGAGGCACAGAAGAUCUCAUAGUACAUCAGAUGCAUAUGAGCCUGCUUUGCAGGAUAUUUCCCCUACAAGCACGGACACAGAGUCUCAAUUUCCACAAGAGGUCCAUACCAAAGAGAAAAAAGGAGGCCAAAGGAAGCUGAAGUUCCCUAGCAUUGGAUUCAGAAUGCACAGGUCCAAACCAGAACCACAAGAGAAGCAAAAAAAAGAAAUAAAAACGACACUGAUCUCUGAAAGAGAAAAAAUGCAUAACUAUGAUAUAAGCUUGGAAAAUCCUGAAAUUUUAACUGUUGAAUACACCACAUCUCCUGCUUAUGAAAUGAAGACAGGGGAGGGACAUGAAACUUUAACAAAAGACUUAAAAGAAAUUAAAAAUGGCAUUCCAUCUCAUGUAAAACAAUGCCCUGAAGUUGAAAUAAGCAUUAAAGAAGACAAGGAAGCAUCAUCAAAAUUUAGUGUACCUGAAGUACCAGACAUAACAACAGAGAUACCAAAACCUAGUUUAGAAACUGGUGAUCUGAAAGUGAGCCCAACUAAAAAAUCACCACAAGCCUCAUCAAAAUCCCGAAAAAAGAAACAGAAGGGAACAGCAGAUAAAAAAGAUGGAGAAAGUGGAAUUGACAUAGACUUGAUGGGUCACAGUACUAAAGGAACUGUACAGGAAAAAGGCCUAGAAAUUGGCACUGCUAAAGUAGAAUUACAGACAUCUGAAACACUGGAAACAGGGGAAAAACGAGCAGAAGACACACAAAUACUAAAUAUUCAGAAAAUAAAUUAUGGAAUUUCAGUGCUCAAAAGAAAAGAGACAGAGACUGAUACUACCAAACAGGGAAAUGACGUUCCACAGUCAGUUCCAGAAAAAAAGGCUGAUAUGACUUCAGAGGACAGCAGGAAUUUCAAUAUGAAAACUCUUUUGCCAGAUGCACAAUCAGACGUAUCUGCUUGGAAAAUACAAAUGCCAUCAUUCAAAGUGGCCAAACCACCUAAAACAGACAUGAAAAUAACAAGAGAAGAAAGCAAAGAGGACACAGAAGAUAGGAUAAAAAAGGAAAGGAUGGAGGAAGAUGGCAUGACAACAAAUGACAAAUCCUUAAACAUAGAAAUUGAAAUGAAGAGAGGAGAAAAAGAUAUAGAGGGGAAAGAAAGCAAAUUCAGAUUGCCAAAGUUAAAAUUCCCUACAUUUACCUGGUCAAAUACCAAGGAAGAAACAGCCCAACUUGAAGCACAGAUAAGUGAAAGGGAAGUAAAAGUCCAAACCCAGGAAAAUACAGAAGGACUUCAGGUAAGUGGACCACCAGAAAAAAUUACGGUUCCAAGUGAUGAAACAGAAAUAGGAAUAUCAAUCGGAAAAAAAGAUGAAAACAAUAUAGGACAAAAACUUAAAGGCGACUUGCCAAGUCCGAAAAAAACAAUGAUAAAAUCUUCCCCAAUAGAAAUUAAAACUGAAGAUACAAUAGGAAAAAUACAGAUUUCAACAGCAGAUAUUGAAAUAGGGAAAUGUGAAUUAGAUAAAAGAUCAAAAGCAGAAAUUUCAGAAAUUAGAGCAUCUAAUAUCAAAGCUCCCAAGGUGGACGUCACUCUGCCCUCCGUCGAUGUCACUCUUCCACAAGCCAGCGUCGACCUGCAGGCGCCCGAGGCCAGCCUUAGUCUUGAAGGAGAAGCCAAAGUCCCAGAGAAGGAGGUCACCACCAAGACCAAGGACGGCAAGUUCAAGAUGCCCAAGUUCGGCAUGCCUUCCUUUGGCUGGUCCAGCAGCAGAGAGGCCAAGGGCACCGUGGCCGCCGAGGUGGACGUCAGCGUCCCGGAGCCUCAGGUGACGGUGCCUUCCGGAACCGCCGAAGUGGAGGUGACCCUGCCCGCGGCCGAUAUCCAAGCGCCCGGUGUGGAGGUGACCGUGGAGACGGGCACGGUAGCAGCAGAGGGUGAGAAAGGCCGAUUCAAGAUGCCCGACGUCAAGAUGCCCAGCGUCAAGCUGCCCAAAGUCAAAGGUCCCCAGGCACAGGUCAGCCUGCCCAAGGCCGAGGUCUCGCUGCCCAAAGGCCUGGAGGGCGAAGUCGCCCUGCAGGGCCCCGAGGCCGAAGCCAGCCUGGAGGUGGCCGCUGGCAAAGCGGAGGGCGGCGGCAUGAAAAUACACAUGCCCAAAGUCAAGGUGCCCAGCGUGGUCUUCUCCAAGCCCACCAUCAAGUCUCCCAAA